AUUGGCGAUACAUGUGCUGCUUACAUUGUCGCCAUUAUGCAGCAGCAGCCACAUGCUUAUUAUUACUGCUUAUAUAUCCCAUUAUCGACGGUAUCAUUAACUAACUACAUCAAGUUACCCAAUACUGAUGAUUUCCUCAACUCGACGACUGAGGAUAGUAAACAUCAGCAACAGCAGCAACAAGAGCAGGAGCAGCAACAGCAGGAGUACAUUCGAAGUACUCGCUUAGCUACUACUACUACCACUACCUUACGUUCCAUGCCCUUCUCUUGAUCCAUGAACGAUAUCAUUAUUAUUCUUCCCUUACUCACCAUCAACAGCAAUAACUCCCUUAUACUACGGGUUGUUAUCAACUUACAAAGGUUCAUCCAAUCUAACCAAGUCAAGUUAUUAUUGUUGGAGUCACUACUUUUUAUCAUGGUAAUGGCCAAGUCCUCUGAGGCUUCUAUCGGACGUAUUCAUAAGGUCGCCGGUCCUUUGGUCGUGGCUGAUAACAUGUCCGGUUCUAAGAUGUACGAAGUGGUUCGUGUUGGUUGGGAGAAUCUUGUCGGAGAGAUUAUCAAGAUUGAGGGAGAUACUGCCUCAAUUCAGGUUUAUGAAGAUACUGCUGGUUUAACUGUUGGUGAUCCGGUUAUCAAGACUGGUAAACCUCUUGCUCUUGAGCUAGGACCUGGUAUUCUUAAUAAUAUCUUUGAUGGUAUUCAACGUCCUCUAGAGCGUAUUCGUGAUUUAUCCAAAUCAUUGUUCAUUCCUCGUGGUGUCGAUGUUGCUGCUCUUGAUGGCGAUAAACUCUAUGAGUUUAAACCAGCUGCUAACGUACGUGUUGGUGAUAUCGUAACUGGUGGUGAUAUUAUUGGUUUUGUUAUUGAGAAUGGUUUAUUCAGUAACCAUAAGGUUAUGGUACCUCCUGGAAAUCAAGGACGUGUACAAUGGAUUGCCCCUAAUG
This is a messenger RNA of Perkinsus marinus ATCC 50983, 946 nucleotides long. Its product is annotated as ATP synthase alpha subunit vacuolar, putative. Gene Ontology annotation, molecular function: proton-transporting ATPase activity, rotational mechanism. Lineage: Eukaryota; Perkinsozoa; Perkinsida; Perkinsidae. The record is from RefSeq and is a predicted model, not a curated record. Gene Ontology annotation, biological process: proton transmembrane transport; ATP metabolic process. The transcript has 4 exons. The annotation marks the transcript as partial.